AUGGCCAAUGCGGCACCCAAAAGCGGCUUCUCGUUCAGGCAGCGACAGCUGCUCACCAAACGUGGGUGCUGGUUGGGUCGGACUGUUAAGCGGUGGUGCCAGGUUGAAAAGGAUGAGCUGGUCUAUUACGCAAGUCGCGAGGCAACAGUGCCGAGGGGGAGGGUUGCCCUCGCAGAGUGUGCUCUCGGCCGCGACCACGAUCAGCUGGAGGCUUGGCCAAAAGCCCAGGCUCCCAUCUCGAAGAUGUUGCAGCUCGUGCGACCGGGCAAGAGCCCCCUCCUCAUCUACGGAGCGUCGGCUGAAGAAAUGGUUUCAUUCGUCGCCUUCAUACUCAGCUGCAAGAAAAAGCCAGCUUCUGAAGCCUUGCCAGACUUGCCGGCAUCUCCAACAAUGCCUGAGAUACCUCCCAUAGGUCCGCAGUUCAUGCCGUAUUCCAGAAGCCGCGAGCCGGAGACAACUUUGGCACGAAUAGCUUCGCGGACGUCCGAAUGGUCAGCUCCUGUUCCGGAGGAGUUAUCCGAAGGCGUCGAUGCAUCACCUGCAAGCAGUAGCUCCACUGCAAAGGUCCGGCAAUCUCAAGCAUCCGUGUUCCACGAGGUUGUGCAUGGUUUGGGUCCAAAGCUGGCCUACAGAAAGGCGAUGGAACUGAUGUGGAAUUAUGACCUGGAAGCUGCACAUGUGCUGCUGGAGCCAUGGAGGGCUUCAAUUCUUUGGCAUGCUGCAGCUUAUGCAGAGUGCUCGCUUUUGCGAACGGUUCUAACCGGUCGGAAGAGUGACGCGCUCGUGACUCUGGAACUGAUCAAGGCAGCAGAACUCAUGCGCGACAACUUUCCCGCUAGCCUGCCUCACGAGAUUUUUACAGCAGAAAUUCUGUUGAUGCGGAGCAUGCUGCAGGUGAUGCUGGGCCAGCGUUUGCGUGCCUUAUACAAUCUGCGACAAUCCUGGUACGCAUACUUUCGUCUUGAGCAAGUGCUGGAGACUGAUGCCGAUCUUCGGGCGUGUGCACGUGAUGUCGAUUGUGUCAUGACAUACGAGGACUUGAGGGGGCGCAUUUUGUUUGGCAUCGGCUUCUUCUACAUGGCGACCUCCCUCAUCCCUGCCAGCUUGGUGCCUUUGAUUCGCUUGGCAGGGUUCGUGAUGCACAGGCAGAGGGGGAAAAUGUACCUCUUUGAAUGUGUCGAGCGUGCACUUGGCACACGGUCAGCUCCUGCAGCUAUCCUACUGGCAAUGUACCACUUGGACUUGGAGCCAGACAUGAAGCAUGCCGGCAACAUACUGAUCGCAAGCCUGGGACGGCAGCCUGAGAAUGCCUUGCUGCAUUGGGCAGGCUCCUUACUGGCCUGGCGAAACACAUUCAUGGCACAGGCAGUGUCGAUCACCAGCAAGGCUCUCUGGUGCUGUGGAGAGGAGCUGGGUGAGAAGGCGGUCUACCUCAGGUAUGAGCUGGGCAUGUUCCACUUCAUUGCCAUGGAAUGGUCAAAAGCUCACGAGCAUUUCAGCUGCGUAUACAACUCCGUCAACUCUGACAAGGUCUUCUUCCCGUACCGCUCGCUGGUCACCACCCAGCUUGCCGCUGUGGCCUUCAGCAUGGGUUGGGAUGAGCAGGGCGAGAAUCUGUGCAAGGAGUGUGCAGCUAUGCAGGAUUGGAGUGCGUUGCUGAAGUUGGAAUCUGACUUUGCAAGAAUUUUGCAGAUCUUUCUGCGAAGGCGGCGAUGGCGGCGUCAAAUGUUGGCCUUCGAGGUAAUGUACUUCCUUCGCCAGUUUCCGAAGGUUCCUGCGCAAAUGCUGCUUGCAUUGAAAGACAAUGUUCGGAAGGCUAUGAUGCCCUUCGAUGAGAACGCGGAGCAGAGCGAAAGUGAUGGCGAGAACAUGGUGGAGAUGGCAAGCGCCCUUACAAUCCAAGUCGUGAUCUGCUUCUACCUCGGUGAUGCGGAAGCGGCAAUGAUUUUCAUCCCUGACCUUUCGCAGCUAUGCCCUCAACUCCCCUCCUGGGCGACGUACUUAUCGGCCCAUGGCCUUUAUUGGUGUGGUCGCAUCCUUGCUCUGACGGGCAGGGACGUUGAUGCGCAGGCUUGCUUCCAGCAAGCCAAGUCAUAUAAAAAGUAUCCUUUCAACAUCUCCGUCAAGAUCUCCAAGGUGCUGGCGGAGCAUGAGGAGCAAAUGGCGCAGCAAGAAGAGCUGACCAGUAGUGCUUGUUGA
This is a messenger RNA of Symbiodinium pilosum, 2199 nucleotides long. The record is from the annotation of a GenBank genome assembly. NCBI's taxonomy places the organism in Eukaryota, Dinophyceae, Suessiales, Symbiodiniaceae.